This is a messenger RNA of Closterium sp. Yama58-4, 2961 nucleotides long. NCBI's taxonomy places the organism in Eukaryota, Viridiplantae, Streptophyta, Zygnematophyceae, Desmidiales, Closteriaceae. The record is from the annotation of a GenBank genome assembly.
AUGAGUCCCAGGGGUCUGGCGUUCAUGGCAGGCGCCCGCCGCCGAGGGCUGUGGCGCCGCACCGUCACACCCAAGGAGUCUGUGAAGCGCCUGCUCAUGUGGCCCCAGGCGGGAUCUCAGGUGUCCCGCUGCGCCCCAGGUGAUUCCUCUGCUGAAAACUCCUGGUCGCCCGUGGACCCUGCGUCCUUCGACGUGCGCGGAGAAACUUUUUUAUCUGACCGUCGCAAGGUGCCCGCCUGCCCGCCGGCCAUGUACGAGCCAUGGGGCGUGGACGUGUUUCACACACCACUCAAAAUCCGCCACGUGGCAGAGCAUGUGGAGCUCCCUGCUUGCCUCUUUCAGAGGGGGAGUGGGGGAGAGAGUGGGGAGGUGCAGCAGGAGGGGGUGGAAGAGGGGGAGACAGGGCAAGGUGAUGAAGAUGGUCGCAUGGAUGGUGUGUGUGGGGAGGUCUAUGGGAUAGGAGAAGAGGGAGAAGGAGCAGAAGGAGGAGGAGAAGAAGGGGAAUGGGGAGAAGCGUGGGUGCUGCCUGAGGUGCUGGUGGUGAACCUGCAGGUACCGCUCUACACCACUCUGCCGCUACUACAGCAGGAGCAGGACGGGGAGGGAAUCAGCCUGGUGCUCUACUUGAAGCUCAGCCCUGCCUAUGCACGCGGUGUGCCACCGUGCCUCGCUGCCAUGCUCGAGCCGCUGUGCCAGCCGCCACCCGCACAUCUAUCUUCCCAGCCGGGGAUUGGGAGCAGCACACAUGUGCCCACAGACACAGAUGCUGUCAGGGUUGGUGCUCCAGACGCGGCUGUAGCAGCUGUAGCAGGGCCUGGGGGGGGCUACAGUGCUACAGAUGCGAGUCAUUCGCGCUCUAGCAGCAAGGGGAGUGCCACGGGCAGUAGCAGCAGCGGCGGGAGGGGGGGGAAGGCAGUCGGGGUCACUGAGGCUGGGCGAAAAGAAUCUCCGAACGCUUUUAAGUGGGAUCGGCCGAAGCUGCUGGCUCGGGUGGUGAACGAGGCUGGCAUGGGCCUAGGCUCGGGUACGAAGAAGACAGUGCAGAGCUGGAGCGGGCAACCCAUCCUCACUCGUUCACACCACUCGCUCAUCCGAGGUGAGAGCAAGCCAUAUGUGGAGAUGGAUAUUGAUGUGCAUCGCUUCCCCAAUCAGGUCAAGAGGGGACUCCUCCCGCUGCGCCGCCACCUCUCCUCCUGUGUCUUUGACAUCGCCAUCAUCCUUCAGCGCCGAUUGACCACGCGGAGUUCCCACGAAGCGCAUAGGGGGUUGGAAGGGAAAUAUGGGGAGGAAUUGGGGGACGAGGCGGAAAGGACGGACGAUGAUUGGCGGAAUGGCGGAGUCUCGGGGCUUGCUACUAUCGCGGACGUAGUGGAUGAGCUGGACGGCGAAUGGGAGGACGACACGUCAGCGGGAGUUAUUGAGGCUGAACAGCAAACGCAUUCUCCCUCGGCGUUGCCGACAGCGAGUGAAGCGCGCACCCCAGGCGGCAGCAGCAGCAGCAGCAGCAGCAUCAGAUUCCGAAGUCGUCCCCGUCGCGGCGCAGCAAAGGCCCGGCGAUGGCAUUCAUUCUCCCGCUCGCCGUGUGUCUGUCCGCCCCUCUCCGCCUCCUUCCGCCCCAUCUUCUUCCGCAACCUCCGCCUCCCCGCGUACUCUGUCAUCUCCACUCCCCCUUCCUCCAUUCCGCCUUCCCCUGCGCCCUCUUACCUUUCCACCUCCUCCUCCGCCACUUCCGCACCUAUUUUCCGCCACAGGUCCGCGGAUUCCCCUUCCCCCUCUUCCUCCUGUAGCACUUCCACCUGCGCCUCCCCCACCUCCUCCGCGGGGCUCCCGCAUCCUCCCGACGCGGGCAUGCCGCCGCUCCCUCGCCAGGUCGACUGGCGCAAGUUCGACUCCCCCUGGCGCGCAAUGCUCUUCCGCAUCUGCGGGUUUCAGUCCGCCGUGCUGCAGCGGCGCCAGCACGUCUUCGUCAUGCGCCACGCGGAGCGCCUCGACGCCGUCGAUCCGCGAUGGGCGCAGCGGGAGCCCACCAGCCGGCCGUGGGACCCGCCGCUGUCGGAAUGGGGGCGGUACCAGGCGUACCAGGUGGGGGUGCGGUUGAGGCGCGAGGGAUGGGGGGCGACGCGCGUGGUGUGCGCGCCGUACGUGCGCUGCGCGGAGACGGCGGCGGAGCUGAUAGCCGCAAUGAGCAGCACGCCUGACAUGGACUACGCGCCCUCGGGGCCCGGGUAUGGGCGCUCCUCGUCGCCGUGCCUGCCGCUGCCGCGCGUGGGGCGCGGUGGUGCAGAGGGGUGCAGGACGGUGGGGAUGCAGCGGCACAUCCUUCGAGCCAUGCAGCAGCCGCGGACACCUGCGCAGGCACUGCAGCACCGGAAGCGAAAGCAUGCAAGAGACAUGGGCACCUUCCUUGCCCGUUCAUACCACGACCCUGUUGAUCGGAUCGCCCAGGAACAAGCAUCGGCAGUUGACAUGUGGCAAGCAGGCAUGCCCGUCCCCUUGCCCCUCAUCCGCGCCUGCAUUGACUACUCCCUCUGUGAGGUGAUCCCGCCCGGAACAGCACGGCCGCGUUUGUCCCAUGCGCUGGCGGGUCGGGCGGCGCUCGAGGCAUUGUUUCCAACAGAGUGUGUGGAGAGGGUGGGUUGGGCUGUGACAGGAGGCGCGGACUUGAGGGUCCCAAGGGGACCGGAGGAAGUGGAAAGGGCGGCAAUGAGACUGGUGACAGCCAUAGACCGCAUCGCAGAACAGUGGCCUGAGGAGAACAUUAUCAUUAUCGGCCACGCAGAGGCAUUGCAUGCAUCUGUGCUCCGGUGUCAGCACAAGGCCAAUGUGUACAAUAUACUUAUGGCAGCAUUUGUACAUCUACAACGUAAUGUAUAUCAAGAUAGGGAAGACGAGGAUGAGAGGGGAGUUAGUGAGUGGCAGCUAGCCAUAACCUCUGGAAUGUCUGGUGUAUACUUCACAUGA